Penicillium verhagenii is the source of this 2067-nucleotide messenger RNA. It is a transcript of the gene gta1, whose product is annotated as glutaminase GtaA. Bases 1 to 2067 code for a protein of 688 amino acids. Gene Ontology annotation, biological process: carbohydrate metabolic process. Lineage: Eukaryota; Fungi; Ascomycota; Eurotiomycetes; Eurotiales; Aspergillaceae. The record is from RefSeq and is a predicted model, not a curated record. The transcript is spliced from 7 exons.
AUGCAGCUUUAUAAUCUUGGUCUUUUGGUGGCCUCGGUGGUGGCCUCGGUGGGAGCAACAUCGACGUUUACGCCUGCCCGGCCCCCAGCUGUGCCGUUGGCUGUCAAGUCGCCGUAUCUUAGCACUUGGUUAGACGCUGGAAGCGAUGGUGGUGAUGGUGGAUACCUGGCCGGUGAAUGGCCAACGUUUUGGGAAAACCAAAUCACCGGAUGGUGUGGUUUGGUACGUGUUGAUGGCAUCGCCUAUACUUGGAUGGGACUGCCUGGAUCUACAACUGUUAAUCAAACCGCGCUGGAGUAUACAUCUACCAAAAGCAUAUUCACCAUGGAUGUUGCUGGUAAAGUUGAAAUGAACAUUACUUUCAUGUCGCCAAUUACGCCUGAUGAUCUCCGCCGCCAAUCUCUUGUCUUCUCUUACCUCAACGUCGAAGUGUCUUCCCUUGAUGGCAAGGCACACGAUGUACAGGUUUACGCUGAUAUUUCUGCCGAAUGGGUAUCGGGAGACCGAACUGUGGUUGCUGAAUGGGAUUACGGUACUACUGGCGAUGUUGCUUACCACAAGGUCUACCGUCAGACCCAGCUUGCAUUCUCCGAGAUUAAUCAACAGGGAGAGUGGGGCUACUGGUACUGGGCUACCGAUGUUGCUACUGGCACGACUCACCAGUCUGGCGAGGAUACCGUUGUUCGUGGCCAAUUUUCGUCUAAUGGUACCCUCACCAAUGGUGCCGAUACCAACUACCGAGCCAUCCAGGAUGAGUGGCCAGUUUUCGCAUUCGCGUCCAACUUGGGCUCUGUUUCCUCCACUCCAGUCAGCACAUUGUUCUCUCUCGGCCUGACUCAAGAUGAAGCAGUUCAAUAUGAGGGUGCAUCUGCCUAUGCUCCUUUGCAAUCUCUCUGGAAAGCGUACUUCGAUACUGAGUUGGAUGCCUUGGCAUUCUUCCACGGAGACUUCAGCGAAUCCAGCUCUCUUUCUGACACUUUUGACAACCAGGUUGAGAGUGACUCCAUUGCUCUUGGCGGUGAUGACUACCUUGCCCUUACGUCCCUUGCUGCCCGACAAGUGUUUGGUGCUACACAACUCUGUGGAACGGAAGAGACCAUGUAUCUGUUCCUGAAGGAAAUUUCAUCUGAUGGCAAUGUUAACACCGUUGAUGUCACCUUCCCAGCUUAUCCAUUCUUCAUUUACACCAACCCGGAAUACCUGAAGCUGGUCUUGGCGCCACUUUACGAGAAUCAAGAGGCUGGAAAGUACCCUAACAGCUGGGCUAUGCACGAUAUGGGAUCCAGCUACCCUAAUGCUACUGGUCACAAUGACGGUAAUGAUGAGAAGAUGCCUUUGGAGGAAUGUGGAAACAUGGUUAUUAUGACUUUGGCGUACGCACAGGCGGCCAAGGAUACGACUUACUUGUCCGACCACUACAACCUGCUCACCCAGUGGACCGAGUACCUGGUGGCUGAGGCAUUGUACCCGGCAAACCAGAUCUCGACCGAUGACUUUGCUGGAUCACUGGCGAACCAAACCAACUUGGCUCUGAAGGGUAUGAUUGCUAUCCAGGCGAUGUCUGUCAUUGCCAAUGAGACUGGCCACACUGCCGAUGCUGCCAAUUAUUCCAGCAUCGCGCACAGUUACAUUACUCAGUGGCAAACCCUUGGCAUCAACCACGCUGCCUCCCCACCUCACUCCACCCUGAGCUACGGCAACACUAGCAGCCACGGUCUCCUGUACAACCUUUACGCGGAUGCUCAGCUGGGCCUGGGCCUCGUACCCGAGUCUGUCUACCAGAUGCAGAGCAACUUCUAUCCUACUGUGGCUAACACAUAUGGUGUUCCUCUUGACACCCGCCACACCUAUACCAAGCUUGACUGGCAACUAUUCGCUGCGGCCAUCUCAGCGGUUGAUACCCGGUCCAUGUUCUUCACCGAUCUAGUAAAUUGGCUAAACAAGACCCCAACCAACAAGGCGCUCACUGACCUUUACGACACCAUCACCGGAGAUUACCCCUCCACCACUUUCUUUGCUCGACCCGUCGUGGGUGGCGCCUAUGCGCCCCUCUUGGUCACUUCGUAA